AUGCACUGGGCAAACCCGCUCGUCGUUUGCCCCGUGGCCUCCUACCAGCUGGCGGCUCUGCCCUUCGCCGCUCUCUUCCAUCACCUCUGUGCAUCGCGACGCCUCUCUCUGAGUGCCCGGUACGCCUCCCUGCUCGCUGGAGGAUGCCUCCUUGCCAGCGCGUCCGCGGGUGGCUACGCCGUGCUGCUCUUCAUCCCCGCAGCUGCCUCUGUGCUCAUCCUCCUCUUCGUCAGCCCGGCGCGUGUGCACAGCUGGGCCUUCAGCCUCCAGAUGUCCUGGCUGACACUCUGCCACCUGGGCCUGCGGAGCCAGGUGCUGAACCCACAAGAUACUAGGUCAGCUGUUGUCCUCUCUGCCCUCAUGCUGUUGACCCAGAAAGUCACAUCUGUGUCCCUGGAUGUCCAUGAGGGCACCAUCACACUCCAGCCUGGCCGGGGCGUUCUGCAGCGAGCACUGCCUCUCUGUAGCUACUUGCUCUUUUUCCCAGCCCUCCUAGGAGGUCCCCUGUGCUCCUUCAGGAGGUUUCGGGCCCAGAUCGAAUUCCCGCUCGCUUCCCACCGCCUGCUGGGGACUGCUGGCUGGAGAUGCCUCUGUGCGUUGGCUCUGCAGGCAUUACGCAUGGCACUGCAGGGUCGCUUGGCCACCGUGUGGGGCUGCACUGGCCUCGGCUGUGUGAGCAGCGUGUGGGCACAAGCGCUGCUCUUCAAGCUGGCCUACUAUUCGCAGUGGAUGCUGGAUGAGGCCCUCCUGGAGGCCGCCGGCCUCGGGCCGGAGGAAGGCCAGGGUGACCUCUCGGGCAGCGACCUGUGGGCACUGGAGAGCACCAACCGCGUGUCAGUCUUCGCUCGGACCUGGAACAAGAGCACAUCGCGCUGGCUGAGGAGGCUCAUCUUCGAGCGCUGCCCGGCCUGGCCGCUCCUCGCCACCUUCGCCUUCUCUGCCUGGUGGCACGGCCUCCAGGCUGGGCAGCUCUUUGGAUUCCUGUGCUGGGCCAUCAUGGUGGAGGCCGACUACCGCAUCCAUCCCUUCCUCCGUGCCCGGGUUGCCUCCCGUGGUGCUGAGAUCCUCUACUACGGUGCGACCUGGCUCUUCACCCAGCUCAUCAUCUCCUACGUCCUGGUGGCCGUAGAGACCGAGAGCUUCUCUGAGCUCCACCGGCUCUGGGCUUCCUGCAGCAGCAUCCUUCCCGUCAGCUACAGCCUCGCAUUGCUGCUGCUGCUCGCCAGGAGAGCUAAGCAGAGCUGA
Tinamus guttatus (white-throated tinamou) is the source of this 1245-nucleotide messenger RNA. It is a transcript of the gene MBOAT4, whose product is annotated as membrane bound ghrelin O-acyltransferase MBOAT4. Gene Ontology annotation, molecular function: serine O-acyltransferase activity. The record is from RefSeq and is a predicted model, not a curated record. Gene Ontology annotation, biological process: lipid modification; peptidyl-serine octanoylation. Gene Ontology annotation, cellular component: endoplasmic reticulum membrane. Lineage: Eukaryota; Metazoa; Chordata; Aves; Tinamiformes; Tinamidae.